Messenger RNA from Paramecium tetraurelia, 3837 nucleotides. RefSeq lists its product as uncharacterized. Gene Ontology annotation, cellular component: cytoplasm; nucleus. Gene Ontology annotation, molecular function: ATP binding; protein serine/threonine kinase activity. The record is from RefSeq and is a predicted model, not a curated record. Gene Ontology annotation, biological process: protein phosphorylation; mitotic DNA damage checkpoint signaling. The transcript has 3 exons. Lineage: Eukaryota; Ciliophora; Oligohymenophorea; Peniculida; Parameciidae.
AUGUUUCCUUAAUAGAUUUUGAUUUAGUUACCUCAACAUCAAAUGGAGAUUGUAGUCUAAGUUAAAAUAGGAUCUGGAACUCAAGGUAGUGUAUAUUAAGGUUUUAUCAAAACACUUAAUCAACAAGUGGCUAUAAAAGUAUUGAAGGAAUUAAAUCCAAGAGAAGAGAAAAUAUUAUAAUCAAUUAAGCAGCAUAAACCAAAACAUAUCAUAAGAAUUUAUGCUAUUGAAAAACUAAAGAAUCAAGUUUAUAUCGUAAUGGAAUUGGCAGAGAUGGAUUUUUUUAAGUUUAUGAAUACAAAUCAAUUUAGCACAUAUGAUAUAGACGAAAAAAGCGAAUUAUUUUUAUAAAUGGUUCAAGGUGUUUAAGAAUUUCAUUAAAUAGGCUACUUUCAUAGAGAUUUAAAACCAGAAAACUUUGUUUGCUGUCGUGAUAUAAGAUAGAAUUUAACUAUUAAAUUAAUAGAUUUUGGCUGCUCCAAAGAAUAAUCAGAUAUUGGGAGACAAACAUUAUAAGUUGGAACUCCUUAUUAUAUGGCAAGAGAUGUUCUUAAUUCUACCAACUAUACAAAAGAGAUUGAUAUUUGGGCUAUGGGAGCUAUCUGGUAUGAAAUGAUCACAUUAUAAACCUUUUUUUAAGGUAUUAAUGAAAGAAAUAUCUAUUACUAAAUCUCCACAAUUUAGACUGAUUAAAUAGAUUAAAAAAUUGAUAAACUUGAUAAAUGCUAGGUAGAAUUUAGGGAAAUUAUGAAAUAAAUGAUUUGCAUAGAUCAUCAAAAAAGAAUUUAGUUGGACGAUGCAAUUGAAAAAAUAACUCAAACUCUCUAAAAAAUAAAAUUCUAAAAAAUGGAAGCCAAAAUAAAAAUACAGUUAGAAAAAGAAUUUUAAGAAAAGGAGCAGCAAAUCAUUUAUCAGAAUUAAAUGAAAUAUGAAAAUCUUUAUCGACAAAAGAAACUAGAUGACGAAAAUUAAUGUAAACAACUAAUGGAAUAACAUCAACAUUUAUACGAAUAGAAAAUAAUUGAAAAGGAAAAUGAAUUAAGAAAAAUUCUAGAAUAAAAACAAUAAGCAUCAGAUUAGAAUCAGAAAAAUUAUGAAGUUUAAAAAUUAGAAUAAACAUUAUAAUUUUAAUCUUAACUGAAUUCAUAUAAACUUGAAAUUGAACAGAAAUAUUAAUAAGAAAUGAAAUAAGAAAUGUAAUUACUGUAAAAUAAGUCAAAAGAAAGUUUACUUUAUAUUAAAUAAAAGGAGGAUGAAGAAAAUAAGAAAUUAAUAAACGAAGAAUUCUAGAAAUAAUACUAAUUAGAAUUAAGUAAGAAAUAGUAAGAGUAUUAAAUACAAUUUUAAAAUUAGUACAUAUAGGAAGAACUUAACAGUAAGAAAAAAUAAUUAAAUUAUUUUAUUAAUUUAUUAUAGAAUGCGAUUUAAAAUCAUAUAUCAUCUGUGAAUUAAUAAAGGUCAGAAAUAGAUAGUUAUGAAUUUAAUAAUUCAGAUAAAUAAUAUAUCAUAAAUUAAAUAUAGAAUUUUAUAAGCUAAAAGUAGAAUCAAUUAUAUUAAAUAAGUGAGCAUAUCAGUAAUUUAGAUAUAAAGAAUGAGUAUUAAUAACUUUAAUUUCUGAUAGAACUUGAAUCCAAAUAUAAAAAUGAAUUUUAAAUACAUAUUUAGGAAAAUCAAAUGAUUCAAUAACAAAUUUAAUCUUUUCUGAUUUCGUUUGUUAAAGAUUAGUAAAAAAACAUUUUAUUGGAAAAGUAGGAGAAAGAAGAAAAAGAAAUUCAAUAAGAAAUGAACGAUUAAGUCGCAAAAUAUUAAAACCUCGAUAAGAAAUUCGAUGAAUAAUAAAUGGAAAUUCAUAACAUUCAAGUAAUAUGUGAAAAAUUAUCAAUUUUUAAUUACACUGUAACUAAUUAAUUCAAAUAAUUAAAGUUUCAUGCAGAUACUAUUGCUGCAUCGGUUAAUUAACUUAGAAUAUACUAUUCCUCAAAAGAAAAUAAAGUUUCUAGAGAUUUAAUCAACUAUUUACAAAUUUAAAAGUUACAAAUUGACAAAUCAAUAGAUAAGCUGUAAGAUGAUAUUUUAUAAAUGAAAAAUAAUCUUUCAAUUUAAGAAGAGGAGUUAAAAUACGAAAUGAAAAAUGAUAUGUAAAAAAUUUAAGAUCAAACAAAAAAUAUAGAAUUCAAAAUUCAGUAUAAAAAAAAAGUAAAUGAUGAAUAAAAUGAAAAUAAUUUAAAUUUAUUAUAAUAGAGAUUAUUCAAUAUUAGAUAACUAAUUAAUUAAUUAAAUACGAUUAGUUAAACUGAUAUUCCUUAUUCAAAUAUAAAAGAAUACAUGGAAAUUAAAUCAAAAUAUGUAGAGGAGGAGAAAAAUUUUACAGAUUUAUCAAAUAAGUUAGAAGAAUAACAAUAGAGAUAAAAAUAGAUCAAGAUAAUCAAAACAAAAUAAUCAAUCUUAAAUAUGCAAAUAAAAUUGAAAUCAAAUCAAUUUUAGGAAUCAAUUUAUGAUCUUAAAAAUUAAUUAAGUUAAAUGGAAUAAAAUUGUAAAUAAAUCGAUAAUACUUAAAUUAAAAAUGAUCUAGAAAAAAAGUAAACUGAAUUAAAUAAUUUAAAAGGAUUAGCUAAAUAAAAAUACGAUUAAAUAAUAUAAAAAACAGAAUAAGACAUGGUUUUUUACUAAACCAUUGAAUCUCUAUAAGAAGAGGCAAAUAGUAUUUAGAUAGAAUUAGAAAAUAAGAAAAAUGAAUAAAGCAACCAAAUUGCACAGUUGCAGGAUUUAUUUUAACAGAUUCUAAAAUAAUGCCAAUCUGAAAUAAAUAUACAAUUUUAGAAUAUCAAAGAUGAGUUGUAAUAAUUGAGUUAAGAUUUUAAUCAAAAAUAAAUAGUUUUUAUGAAUUUUGAUAUUUAAAAUUACAAUUAUUAGCAUAUAAUUGAAAAACACUAAUUAAAGCAAGACGAGUUUCAAGAAUUAAUGAAUAAUAAGAUGAAAAAUUCUUAUAAAAUAUUAAAAUAAAAUAUGGAAUUAAUUAAAAAUAGAUAGAAUGUUAAAAAGCAUGAAAAAUUUAAAAAAAUUGAAACUGAAAUUUAUAAGAAAAGUGAAGAAAAUUUUCAACAUCUGGAUAAAUAAAUUAAAGAGAUUGAGUCAUUCUAUUAAAAAGUAGAAUUUUUCGAUUUAGAAAGUGAAAAUGAAAAAUAAAAAGAUUGGAAUUUAAAAUAAAUAUCAAUAAUUGAAAUGAAUAAAAGAUUUUGUGGGCUUCGUGGGUAGAUUUAAGGGAUGCAAAAAUCUUAUUAAGAAGAAAUAACCACUUUACAAAUGGAAUUUAAAGAACUGAAAGAAUAAGUUUGCUUUCUAACUAAAGAAAUUCCUUCAAACGAUUAAAUUAAAGAAUUUCAAGAAAGGUUUCACAAUAAUGAUUAAUCAUUUCUAAUCCUUAUUUUUCUUACCAUUCUGAUCAAAGCUUUUGUUCUUAAAAAAUAUGUGAUUAGACUAUAAGAUUUCAAAGAAAAAUAAAAUAAAAUUAACAUUUAAGCUAAACCAGUACAUAUAGAUUUUAGAGAAAAAUUAACAAAUUUGAUAGAAGCUAAUUAAAUAAUAUAAAAAUAUGAAUCAUUUCUAAAAUGCAAAAGAACAGUUGUCUUGAGGGAAGAACUGAUUGAAGAUGAAAAGAAAAUUGAGAAAUAGAUUUAAGAGAUAUAUAACUAUGUAAAGACUGUAAACACUGUUAAAUUAAGAAGAUAUAUCAAGAAUUAAUAAGUAAUUAAAACUAUAACUGACAAUUAUUUCGAAAAUUUAGAACAUUGUAAACUAGAGAUAUUUAAUAAAUUGAAGCAUCCAAAAAACACUUGA